AUGGUCAAAGAAACCAAACUCUACGAAACCCUGGGUGUUUCACCCGAUGCCACAGAACAGCAGCUCAAGAAGGCCUACAAGGUGAAUGCGCUCAAGUUCCACCCAGACAAGAACGCCAAUAACCCUGAGGCCGAGCAAAAAUUCAAGGAGGUUUCACACGCAUAUGAGAUUCUCAGCGAUCCUCAGAAGAGGCAAGUCUACGACCAAUAUGGUGAGGCUGGCUUGGACGGUAGCGGUGGUGGCGGUGGCAUGGCGGCCGAGGACUUGUUCGCCCAAUUCUUUGGUGGCGGCGGCUUUGGCGGCGGCCUAGGCGGCAUGUUCGGAGGAGGAGCACAACGGGGACCGCCAAAGGCCCGCACCAUCCACCACACUCACAAGGUCUCGCUCGAGGACAUAUUCCGCGGCAAGAUCUCCAAGCUCGCCCUGCAGCGGUCCAUUCUCUGCCCCAAGUGUGACGGUCGCGGAGGCAAGGAGGGUGCCGUCAGGCGCUGCCACGGUUGCGAUGGCCACGGUAUGAAGACCAUGAUGCGCCAGAUGGGUCCCAUGAUCCAGCGCUUCCAGACUGCCUGCCCCGACUGCAACGGCGAGGGAGAGAUCAUCAACCCCAAGGACAGGUGCAAGGGCUGCAAUGGCAAGAAGACCAUUGUGGACCGGAAGGUGCUCCAUGUGCACGUCGACCGUGGAGUUAGGAGCGGCACGCGGAUCGAGUUCAAGGGCGAGGGUGACCAAGCGCCUGGUCUGGAGGCCGGUGACGUUGUGUUUGAGAUUGAGCAGAAGCCGCACCCGCGGUUUACCCGGAAGGAGGAUGACCUCCUGUACAAUGCCGACAUUGAGCUUGUCACCGCAUUGGCCGGUGGUACCAUCUACGUCGAGCACCUGGAUGACAGGUGGCUCAGCAUCGAGAUCCUGCCUGGAGAGGCCAUUGCACCAGGGGCCGUCAAGAUGGUACGUGGCCAGGGUAUGCCUUCUCCCCGCCACCACGACAUGGGCAACCUUUACAUCCAGUUCAAUGUCAAGUUCCCCGAGAAGAACUGGACCCAGGACCCGGCAGCAUUUGAGGCUCUCAGCAAGUUGCUGCCAGCGCCGUCUCUGCAGACCAUUCCCCCGCCAGACGCUAUGACCGAGCCCGUCGACUUGGAAGAUCCCGAUGGACAGGCUGGAGCUAGGGCUUUCGGCUCCGGUCCCAUGUCCGAGGAAGACGACGAGGAUGGACACCCCCAUGGUGCUGAGCGUGUCCAGUGCGCAUCUCAGUAA
This is a messenger RNA of Pyricularia pennisetigena, 1254 nucleotides long. RefSeq lists its product as uncharacterized. Bases 1 to 1254 code for a protein of 417 amino acids. The transcript is spliced from 4 exons. Gene Ontology annotation, biological process: protein refolding; response to heat. Gene Ontology annotation, cellular component: cytoplasm; cytosol; nucleus. Lineage: Eukaryota; Fungi; Ascomycota; Sordariomycetes; Magnaporthales; Pyriculariaceae. The record is from RefSeq and is a predicted model, not a curated record. Gene Ontology annotation, molecular function: ATP binding; Hsp70 protein binding.